AUGUCCAAACUCUUCCAAACCGGCGCCCUUCUAGCCGCGCUCGUUGCGGGCGUUGCAGGCCACACUUCCGUCGAGAAGUUCGAAGCAGGUGGCAAGACCUACGAUGGGUUCUACCAGAGCUCUAAGCAAGACCCUGGUAAUAAGUCACCUGCCUGGUGGACCAAUCAGGGCUGGGGCUACCAGCCAAUCUAUGGGAAUCAACUUCAGUCCCCGGACAUCAUUGCUCACAAGGACGCCUCACCAUCUCCUUACACAGUCGAGGCACCUGCUGGCGAGAAGGUGACCUUCACAUGGCACCACGACGGUAGCUGUGGUGGCGGUGAAGAGGGUUGGGACUGUUCGCAUCAUGGCUGGACCGCAACCUACCUAGCACCCUGUAAAGGUGAUUGCAAAGACGUCGUAAAAACGAACUUGGAUUUCUUCAAGAUCCACGAGAGCGCCCUUAUCGAUUACCGUGACGGCCGCUUCUCCCAGGGUAGCAAGCAAGCCCAGACUGGCUACUGGGGAACCGACGCCAUCUUUUACGACAACGGCAACAAGCAAAGUGUCACUAUCCCCAAGGAAAUCCCUAGCGGAAACUAUGUUCUUCGCACUGAAGUUGUCUCCAUCCACAACAACGGCGACGUUUCGCAAAGGCAGUUCUGGCCCCAGGCCUUUAAUAUUAAGGUCACCGGUGGUGAUGACAGCGCUCAGAUGCCCCCUGGAAAGAAGGGUACUGAGCUGUAUCACACCACCGACCCGCUACUGCAGUGGAAUCUCUACUGGCACGACGCUGGCAAGACCAUCAAGGCUGCCCCUGGUCCCCAGCUCGCCUCCGUCGCCUCUGUGACGCGCCGUCAUCCGCGUGACUUUUCUUCUUAG
Messenger RNA from Parastagonospora nodorum SN15, 861 nucleotides. RefSeq lists its product as hypothetical. The coding region runs from base 1 to 861 and encodes 286 amino acids. NCBI's taxonomy places the organism in Eukaryota, Fungi, Ascomycota, Dothideomycetes, Pleosporales, Phaeosphaeriaceae. The record is from RefSeq and is a predicted model, not a curated record. The transcript has a single exon.